Molecule: messenger RNA, 1441 nt
Organism: Cottoperca gobio
Lineage: Eukaryota; Metazoa; Chordata; Actinopteri; Perciformes; Bovichtidae
Gene: polr1h
Product: RNA polymerase I subunit H
Exons: 5
Coding region: 162-518 (118 amino acids)
Biological process (GO): DNA-templated transcription; termination of RNA polymerase I transcription
Cellular component (GO): RNA polymerase I complex
Molecular function (GO): nucleic acid binding; zinc ion binding
Source: RefSeq, a predicted model, not a curated record
CAAAACACAACAACGUCCAAUUUAUUCAAAGUAAACCGCUAAAAUGACCAAAUGACGUCAGCGCAUGCGACGGUGAGAGCUGAAGGACCCCGCAGUGUAACCAUGCACGCGCCAGACUGACCGUAGCAUUACAGAUAGGCUUAAAACUGCGUAUUAUUUAGAUGUCGUGUUUUGGUGGUGAUCCCAACUUCUGCCCAGAAUGUGGGAAUGUUCUUCCUCUUCCAGGAAUACAGGACACAGUCAGCUGCCCCCGCUGCUCCUUCUGCAUCCCUGUAGCAGAGUUCUCAGGCCAGAAAAUCUGCUCUACAGUCGUAUUCAACCCUGUGGAGCAGUCAUCGGUGGCUCUGGAGGACGAGAAGAACGCUGAGCUGAAGGGAGCUGUGAUUGACAGACGCUGCUCCCGCUGCAAUAAAGAGGGGAUGGUUUACCACACCAGGCAGAUGAGAUCUGCAGAUGAAGGACAGACUGUUUUCUUCACCUGUAUACACUGCAGGUAUCAAGAGAAGGAGGACUCUUGAGAAGAAGUCCAGCUCACCUCCCCUUUCCUCUCUGUGCGUCUGCUCAGUGUUUUCAGAUGGAUUGUAAAUAUAACACUGGGCCCUUGAUCUUUGGUUUAUCUGAUGAAGAUGUGUGCUGCAGAGCAUCUCGCUCUUCUUGAAUUAUUAGCAUUUACACUUUUGAAUAAUGUUUGACAAAAAAUAAUCUUAACUCAGAGUCCACUUCUUAGCUUUUUUUUGCAAGAGCUUUCAGUUGGGUCUCAUGGUCUUCUUUCAGUUUACACUGAAACACUGUAGCUCAGUUGUUAUUGAGGAUCUUCUGAUGAAUGCUGUGAGAUAAAGUUGAAGCUGCAGAAAAGACUUGUAAGUAAAUAUUUAUUUUGUUAAACUACCGUUUCCAAAGUGAAAAAUGAACUUUAACACUGAACACGAUUUGUUAAUUCAUGUUGUUUGUUUUUUGCCUCUCUGGGCAUCAAACGCCGCACAAGUAACAAGAACUUUAGCGAGCAGCACUGCACUGAGUCACUAUCUUAUCUGAAUAUGUUUGCAAACCUUAGGCUUAGGCAUCAGUCCAUCUAAUGUAAUGAUUCCCCACUUUUUUCCCUCGAAGCUCCCUCUACUUGUAUCAACAACAAAAAAAGCUGAGACCCCCCCCCUCCCCAUAUUUGAUGUUGUCUUCACCCUUUUGUAAAUCACUGCCUGCUGUUUCAAAUGCUUUUCUGAUAUCUGUGGAUCUUUUGGAAAGUGCCAACUGCAAGUUUUAUACACACACUUUUGUAUAAAUUAUGUAGUAUGUGUGUUAUUCUGAUUUAAAAUCUUUGUGCACCCCCUGUGAUCUUUGGUGGACCCUUGUUGGGAACCACUGAUCUGAUGUAUCACAUUCUGAUUUUGCAGUAUGUGCGGAUCACAUCUACUAUCUAAUAAACAAUAACAGUUUUCCUGUU